AUGAACAGUGAGGAAUUGCUCGCUCAAUUAAUGGAUAGCAAAAAGAAGGCUCGUCCUCGGUUAGGCUCCGUUAAAAUGGAUACAACCACCACUUCGGAGAGCAUGAUGAUGAAGGGAGGAGCAGGAAUGAGCGGUGGAGUGAAUGUUGUUCAGGAACAUUCCAAACAUUUGAAAUUGACACCCAAGGACAUGAAAAUUCUCCUGGCUAACUUUAAGAAGAAGAGUGAUAGUAAGGGUCGAAUCAAUCGAGAACAAUUUGAGGAAGUGAUCCGAUCAACGCUCUCCUCCUCUCUUGAUCAUCAUGCGCUCACUUCAGUGAAUAAGAUUUUCGAUGUUUUCGACAGCGAGAAGUCAGGACAUGUUGACUUUGUAGAACUCUCCACUGGUUUGAGUAAUACCUUGUACACAGACAAGAAGGAGCUUUUGAAAUGCUAUUGCUUGCGGAUUUGGAAAGACAAUGAAGAUAUGGUCGAAUAUAUCGGAUUUAAAGAAUCCGACUAUGAUGCUUUAGAGUCACAAAUUACACAAUUACAAUUAGAAAAGGAUAAGCCAUUUAACAAGGUGGAUGCUUGUCUAACUGGUGUCAAUUGGGGCAAGCCACUUAUCAAAGGCAACAACAUGACCAUGUAUUUUGAUAAUAAGGAAAUGUUUACAAUUUCCCUGUCCGAUGAUGUUAAAAAUUGUCAAAACAUUCCAAAGAAUUCUGAAUUAGUGUUAGAGUUUAGAGAUGAUGAACCAGCCGAUAAGAAUUCGAUACAACUCACAGAAAUUCGAUUAGUCUGUCCUGAAGAUGCAGAAGAAGAUGGAGCUACAGAAGAUGGAACCAAAGAAAAGAGCACUGAAAAGAAACAAAACCCACUUUCGGCUGAAGCACUCCACGAAGAAAUUGCUAAAAGAACAGCCUUCUCAAAUGACACUGCCAAUGCAAUUGCAUCAUUUUCUCAAAUGCCUGUGGUCAUACCUAGAGGUAAAUACAAUGUGGAUCUCUACAAGAACAACCUUAGAUUGUACGGUAGAACUUAUGUGCACAAGAUUUUCUACAAACAAAUUUCCACACUCUUCCUUCUUCCAAAACCUGAUGAUAAGCACAUGUACUUGGUGAUUAGCUUGGAUGUACCUGUUAGACAAGGUCAAAAUCUCAUUUCCAUAUUAUGCACUCUCCCCACCAUGAGUGGAAAGACUUAUGAAGUUUUUGCAAAAGUUUUGAGAGCCUUGACAGGAAAGAAGCUCAUUGGUCCUGGAAAGUACAACAGUUUCAAUGACAAGAAGGGAAUCAAGUGCUCGCUCAAAGCCAACGAAGGAUUCUUGUUCUUCCUUGAAAAAUCCAUCUUCUUCCUUCACAAACCAGUUAUUUAUUUGAGACAUGACGAAAUCAAAUCUAUCAAAUUCCAAAGAGCUGACACGACUGGAAGCGGCUCUAGAUUCUUUGAUUUAGUUUUUGUGUUAAAGAAUGGCAAAAUCACACCUUCUCGAACAUUGACAAGAAUGAGAGGAGAAGACGAUGAAGAAGACGAUGAAGAUUUUGUUGAUUCCAAAUCUGAUGAAGACGCAGAGGAGGAGGAAGACGAUGACGACGAAUUUGAAAAGUUUGUGGAAGAAAAGGAUGCUCUCCAAUCCGAGACUGAAGCUCUUCUCAAAGAUGCUGGUGACAUUGACGAUUUGUCAAGCAAGAAGCGAAAGAAAGCAACGAGCAGCAGCACUGGUGGCGAUGCCUCUGAUCCAAAAGCAAAGAAGAAGAAGCAGUAG
Naegleria fowleri is the source of this 1746-nucleotide messenger RNA. RefSeq lists its product as uncharacterized. The coding region runs from base 1 to 1746 and encodes 581 amino acids. The record is from RefSeq and is a predicted model, not a curated record. The transcript is spliced from 5 exons. Gene Ontology annotation, molecular function: DNA binding; nucleosome binding; histone binding. Gene Ontology annotation, cellular component: nucleus; FACT complex. Lineage: Eukaryota; Heterolobosea; Eutetramitea; Acrasida; Naegleriidae.